GGGAAUUCGCGCUCGGGCAGGCAGUUAGCGCUGGUCGGAAAAACCGUUAGUCUUCAGUCAGUUUUCCCACCGGUCGUAUGUGCGGUACGCGUUUCGCAGGCCAACAUCGCCUAUCGGUCAAUCUCUGUCACUCUGUUGUCUUCUGUACCACCUGCACCUUCCCCAUCUGGUCAUCAUCAACUCAUCCCGCAUAGAUAACAACGAUGUGAGCGCGUUGCCAGUAAGUGUAGUAAGAUUGUUCCACGUAUAAAGUGCAUUGAGAGUGAGCGUGUGUGUGUGUUCGUGUUUUCACAGGAGUGUAUGUGUACUCUGUCUAUCCGUUUAUCAACUAAUCAUUCCCGCUGUAUCUGUGUCGUGCAUGUCGUCUGUGUGCUAGUGUGCUCGCUAUUUCCGUGUGCAAAAGUGUGCCAGUAGCCAAGAAUUUGUGUAGGAUAAUUGUUGUCUACGUGCGAGGGUGGAGGAAGCUGUUAUAGAAUAGUGCUGCUUUAAAGGUACGGUCAGCUGCUUCCAGUGCUACUAUGUGUGUGUAUGUGUGUGUUUGAUGUGACAAGAAUAUAAUUAUCUGAAGCAUUUUCCGAGCCUCCACACACCGGCACUGGCGGAAGAGUGAAAGCUUGGCAAAGUGUGAACAUACGCUACAUUAAGGAUUAACUAAGCACGAAGAAGCGAAGGAUUCUUCCCGCAUACCGGCAGUUUCGGCGCCCGUGUGUGAAACGCGUCGUACAUCACGUGGAGUAAAGUUUUGCGAGAACCGCACCCACGUGUCACUGAUCUCGCUGGGAAUUGUUCGAACGUGGAGCAAUCGACACAUUCUUACGUAAACGGAUGGAGUAAGGCACUAAGUGUAGUGGCGUUGUGCUGGAGGAAGCAGAAGUUACCUUCAUCGAGUGUUCGAUUGUCUGCUAGCUGGCAAAUAAACUUCGCAAGAGUUAAAACCCAACAGCUAGAAUAAAUCACUGUGCACUUGAGGAGAGCAACACAACUACAAAAAAUGAAAAGUGAAACUAUGUGAUAAGUGCGGUACUACCAGAUAUCACGGUAAAUGAAGUUAUACAGUGAAAACAGUGGUUAAAAAUGUGUAACUAAAAGUCUAUCUAAGCCCACAUGUCCGGAAAAAGGGGCUAAUGUAGCAAGGAAAUAGUGUCACCAUGUGCGCAGUGCAAAAGCUCAAGUGGGCACUGUUCAAGUAGCACUAGGGAGGUAUGAGGUUUUCUGCCUGACACCGCAAGGCAACUCCACAAUCGAAGCCAUCCGGAAAUUAGUGCGCAGUCAGUGUUAAAUAUGUCGACAGUGAAGUCCCCCUUCACGAUUCCGUGCGACUGGUGAAUGGGAAUGGCAAGUGUGUUGUGAUCGCAAAGCAAAAACGAAAGAGCAGAGAAAAUAAAUGGCGUCUGGCGGCGAAAAACAAAAGCAGUGAGUUUCAAAAAGAUUUUCGCUGCAAGUAUCCCGAAAAGUGUGAUCGGAAGGAAUAAAGUAAACAGUGCUACUGUUUCCGGUCGGUGCAGAUGUGUAUCGUGUUCGCGUGAAGAGUCCUCGAGCUAUUAAAGGUGCUGACAAUUCUUUCCAUGGUCAGCAAAGGUGUGUGUGUGUGGGCGCGCGCGUUCGUGUGAGUGAUAGUGUGUGAGAAAAUAAAUCCUAGUGAGUGUUGAUCAUGUGACAAAGAAAUAUGUUGUACCGAAAGUGAAGCUGAUUUGAAAUAGCCGAUAAAAACCGACACGAGGCCACAACCACGGAUCGGAGAGUUUGAGCUGCUUUCUGAUGUUUUGAGUGAGCUAUGUCCGGCGUAUGUGUGUGUUAACCGGUCGUAUGUGUGACGGAUCAAUUGCGUAAAGGUGCAAGAAUUUGUUUCAUACCACCGCUAGCGCCACAAAGCAACGAGCGAAAACGGUCUAAGGUGUUCGACAUAAAGCUAUUUUCAGAAAGUGGGCCAGAACAGCGCUACAGUUUUGUCGCUAGCCUGAAGCAGUUUUCGGAUCCAUACCGGCGCGUCCCAUCGAGUCAGCACGGACCUAACAGCUUUCCAGCCACAACUGUAGUAAAUUUCGCCGAGACAUCUCCAUUCCAGUGAUCGUCAACUUCAACUUCGUCCGUAAUGAAACACCACACCCAAUGUCCUUUCCAAAUACUCCUUUUCUAACAAAUUGUCCCCACGUGCUAAGCACACCAUCGAAGAACAAUCACCUAUACGCUACCGGUACGAUUGCAUGGCACUGAAAACGGUCGGCUAACCAUUCGCAAGAUCGACUGUUACCCUCUUGAUGGGCACUCGACAAACCAUGGGCUGGCACUAGACAACAAGACAACAUACCAUAUCUAACACGGUGCGCUCCAUCGAAACCGAACCAUUUUAUACGUCGAAACAGUCACUCUGAAAUAAAAGUACUCACGACCGGAAAAAGAGGACUAUUUACAAGUGUGUCCAAGAUUUACGCGAGAUUUAGCACGCUCCAAAGAUGAUCAAUGCCAGUUAAGGGAAUUGAAUGAACAGGAAACCUAUACGCUUGAUAGAUAUUUUAUCGAUCAAAAGAACCCGCAAGCUAAGAGCAGAGAGAUUCACCACAAUAACCGCCAGUGUGAAACAAAUAGCCCCCUAAACAAAUUUCACGGAAUUGUAAACGGUACAGGAAUCUUGCAUUUCCUUAAUCUUCUUUUCUCUAUUCUAAGCUACCAAACGUCCACAUAUUUUGCACACGUAUUUUCUUAUACAAAGUUACCAAAAACAACAGGGACAGCAUUUGAAAUUAGUUACAACCGUACCGCGUACCAAGAGGUGUAGCACAAACUUCAAAUUUUUAUGAAUAAACCCCCUCCAGCCAGCCACACAUACACACCCAGACAAAAAGCAAUUGCGUACGCUUCUUGAGAAAUAUUUUAAGGUACAAUUUUUGAUAUUCUUUUCUCGUUUGCUACACGUUUUAUUGUCGAGGAACUGUUCGAAGCACAGGACAGGACAGGAAUCACAAAGCAAGAAAUAACACAGGACAAUAUGAGCGGAUUGGAAUUGAAUGACGGGUGGAGAGCCACGAUCCCGUAUCUGAUCUGAACAAUCGUGCGGUUGUGGUAGUAUGUUUUUUUAGUUAGAACAUAUGCGAAUGUAACAGACAACCAAGCACACUACCCAGGCAACACAAUGGGGCACGACUAAAUCGCAACCGUAGCAGAAUUCGUCGAAACGAAUGCGAUUAAAACCACGAACGUUUGCGCAUACCGUAGCAGUGGUGCCUAGCUAGCAGUAAUAUCAUUGAACUUUUUUUAUGAAUGUUAAAAGAAAGAAGCAAGGGGGCAGACAACUUCCGGAGCAACAGCGAAGUGAGUGCGAAGAAGUACCUUUACCUUACCAAGAGCCGAUGCAGGAUGUGACUAAUACAAAUAAUUAUUCUUACCAGUAAGGGAUUUGAGUAAGCAUUCGAGCGGACACAAGUGUGCAGCGAAUAAGCAACAGUAACAGCACACUAUGCACCUUUUCGAAUGCACGAGGCCACAAUUUUGACACAACGUUACGCUCAAGCUGGCGGCCAAGUUGGAUUUCAUUUUCGAACGAAUCGAUCGAUGAUGUUAGGUUUCUUGCCGGACUCAUGUUAUAGGUCAUACCAACAUUCAAUCACAAAAAAAAACAAUAAAGAGAUUAAGAAUGCAGCGAGUAGAAUUGUGGGUGUCCGCAAUCGAAACCAAAUCACAGACGAACAAUAUAAACACAUAUAAGCUAACCGAAUGAUAGAAUGCUGUUUGUUGUUGAUAGCGCAAAACAAGAAAAGGAAACCGAGAGCAGACAAACCCUUUUUUGGACGCACAUUUCAAUUCAAGGUUCUGCAAACAUUUUUGAAAACGCACUGAAACAGGAGCUGUUCGCUAAAGUGGCGGUACAGUAGAGAAUUAGCAAAUAUUGUUGUACAAUGUUACCUUUUGUAAGCAGAGCGAUAGUUACGUGAAGGAAGGAAUCAUUUAUCUAGCACAAAGCGAAAACCCGUUGCAUGUCCUUAUUAUUAUCAUGUUGGUAUCGCUCGGUAACGGUUUGUCAUACUUUUGGUAAUUGUUUUAUACGAACUGCAACCGGUGUUGGUUGAAGCGUUUAGGUUAGGUUACAAAGGCGAGUUUAUUGUGGGGAGGAAUUUAGAAAUUAUCUUACCCCAUCUAAACGGUACGCGAAAUCUGUACGAAAGGAAGGUAUUUUCAUUUUUCAUUAUUUUUAUCCUGGCCUACAAUCAGUCUUCAGGCGGUUGGGAAUGUAACCGUCACGAUGAAAUUCUAUCCUGCACCUGCUCUCUGUAAACUAUGCUGUGCCGCGUGUGUAUAGGAAACUACCCAAGCAACACUAAUCACUAACCGGUAGCUGAAUGUUGUAGGCAAACAUCGAUGGGAAACAUAUUACGUAUACUUACUGUAUAAGCUGCAUGCAACUAGCGGGCUUAACUAAUACCUGGCGAAAGCAGGAAACGUACACACGUGGAACCGACGUGUUUUUUGUAUCGUUUACUCCUUAGAGGCAAAAACAAAGGCUUUGACUGUGACUGUGUCUGUGUUGUUUUUAGGAAAGGUAAACCUGCUAGAAAACUGUAUGUGACAUUUACCAUAUUUGGCUCCCAAACCUAACUCUUUCUCACACACGCACACACACACACGCACAGGCGUCUGUCUUCACAUCUCCCACAGUGCCCUCUUUAUCAGAGCGAAACGGAAGGGCGGAAAGAACAGCGGAAGGGAGGGGCUAUAAUUUUGAGAGAGCUCGCUCAACUGAUCCUUUCCAUGCAACACAUCAUUCAAGCACACUUGUAACAAAACCCACUCGAUAGUUUACGGUAGUACAUUAACGUCAAACUAUAAGUUAUAUAGCUAGACAAGGUGAGGCAAGAUUUUUUCUUACACCUCCUUGCUAAUAAAUACUUGCAACAAACGGAACAGCACAAGGAUACACAACAUUCAAACACACACUCACAGAGAUAUAACACAAACACGUACGUAACACAUUAGUGCAAGAUACUUACCCAAAUCCAGCACCUAGUGCACCGAUAAGCAUUUUUUGAUAACUGUCUACAGAGAGAGAAAAACAACAAAUAUAAACAGGCAAGAGAUAAACGAUAGAGCGCUCAGCCCCAAAGAAAAAGAGGGGUGCGUUUGUGUCUGUGUGUUUAUUGUAGUACAUGCUCCUGCGGCAACAAUCUUAAACGAUAAGCGUAUAGUCAGCGUCAGUGUCAAGUAGUAGUACUCGUUGCAAGUGUCUUUUGCUGGAGCUAAUCAAUCGCCAAAAGGAAAAACAACCGAUACCGUCUAAUAAGCGUAACGCGUGCUGAAUGACUUUCUCAGCCAAUGCUAUUUUGCUAGCCCGAUGCAUGAAUUGAUCAACCAGUAGCAGCCGUCUGGAGGUGUAGCGAAAGUACGAGUUGCAUCCGUAUUAUUGUAUGCGUAUAGGUGGUUUACUCACUGUGCUUAGUAUCUAUUACCAAUCAAUCCUAUCCGCGCCGUUAUCCAUCCCAUCCGUGAUCACUUUCAUCGUAGAGCUGUCAACUACCACUAGUCGACAGCUGUCAAACGACAACAUAAACAAACACACACGUAAACACCGUGCGAAAGCUGUGUACGAGUCCCACCAUCACGCAAGUAGGCUAGCCGAAACCAAUCUACCGGACUUGUCUUGAAGAAGGAAUAAAGUCGCAAAUUCGCUCUGCUGCUCUGAAGCUUUGCAGCAGCACAACACCAACUGGGCGCUAACAAGUUUCCCAAAACCCCACCCCCGCCCCCAAUACACCUGCUUCCGGGCCCGACCUCAUCAUCGCCGGCAUUGUCGUCGUUAUUAUUGCUGUUAUCAUUGUUGUUGUUAUCACUGUUUGUUGUUAUUGUUGUGGAUGCGACACUGCGCCAUCGUUGUCGCCGUCGUCGUUGUCGGUGGUGGUGUUAGCAGCAGUAGCCGUCGUAGUAGUAGUAGCAGCAGCAGCAGCAGCAGCAGCGACCCCUCCUAAUCGACAGUGCAGUCCGUGCUGGUAAGAACGCAAGCGCAAGAUGUAUGCAGCAGCAGGUGGCGCCUCGCUGGCGUCACGCCAGGCGCGCAAGAAGCAGGCCCAGCAGAACACAAAAAACAAGGCCACCAAUCAGCAGAUACUGCGGGAGAAGCUCGCGGCGAAGGCGGCCACGACGCCGACCAAGAGCAAACACUUCCACCAGCUACCGGCGUCCUAUCUGCGGGCUCCCCAUCAGCACCACCGGAAGCUUAGUGCGGGCUACACCAGCAUACCCGGGUCGGACCAGCAACAUCCGCACCACAAGUUCGGUGAUCAGCCCUGCGCGUCCUAUACCGGUGGUCCGGUGGCCCAUGCUCACGCACCACACAUAGGUGGCCCGGGACACGCCCACCACCAUCAUCACCAUCACCAUGCGGCACAGGGAGGUGUUCCGCAUCCGUGUCAUCUGCACGGUGCUGGACCUUCCGGACAUCCGCCCGCUUCGGGAGCGUCCUUUCCUCCGAUGCCGAAACCGACUGGGUUCCGCGAGUACGAUAAGCUGGUACGUCGGCAGCAGCUUACAAAGUCGGCCACCGCCACACUACCGCUGGUGUCUCAGGCCCAGCAAGAUCUUACACCACCGCAAACACCAAAGCUCGGAUUUGGAGAGUCGGCAGGUACCGAACCUCACCAUGGUGGUCACCACCACCAUCACCUACUGUUGCAGCAACAGCAACACCUUCACCAUCACUCACAGCAGCAUCUCGAUAAGGUGGGCAUCUCGGGUCAGGAGGAGGGCGAAAGUGGAGUCACGCAACCGCUGACGCUGCAGAUACCGAACGAUCCGAUCAUCAUUACACCUGCCACACCGCAGGCUACACCCCCCGGGCGACUCGGACUGAAACCGUUGGUGCUGACGGACGACGAGGAGGCCCAUCCGCUGACCAGCCCGACGCCCGGUGCGCUCGAGCGCAAGUGUAGCGUGUACCGGGGCCGCAAGCUCGAUCCGUUCGAGGAACAGUUCUACAACGCGACGACAAUAAACAACGCCCAGCAUCCGCACCAUCAGUAUCAUCCGGACGAUGUGUUCUUCCCGCCGGGGACCGGCAGUGUGCCGAAUGGGGGUGGUGGCCAUUCCACGACCACUACCACACCCGGCCACCAGCAGGUGCCCAAGUGGGACUCGGAGUACUACUGCUGCGAGUGUGAUCAUCGCCAGUACGGUGUGUGUACCUGUGAUCAGUUCGAGUGUGCCCAAGGUCGUGCAGCAUGGCUAGAAAGAGGAAGACGUUGCAGCGUACAGGAAACACCCGCCUCCUGCCAUCGACGAUGGGUCAAACGGAAUCGGAUACAAGACUCAUCGUUAGGUGGCUCCUCGGACGAUGAAGACCUGCUCGGCGUACUCAGAGGACCCAGUUCAUUCGCCAAUGCCUUCCUAUACGUAGGUUUAGGUACCAUAGCAAUCGGUUUAGUGAUAGCAUUCGUCGGUACCGGCGAGAAAGGAUUCAAAACAGUUGAACUAAGACUAAUCGGGCCAUCGUUAAUUGGUCUCGGCUUAUUUUGUUGUAUAUUGCGUAUCCUGUUUUGUAUAUGCCCAUCCCAUUGUAUAUCAUCUAGUCGUAGAGCGCGAGAUAAGAAAAACGCCAAGAUAGACGCAGAUCAUAGAACUUCCCUGUUACGAGGCGACAGUAAACGAGUAUCGAUAGCACGCGGACCUCACAUACCGACUAAACAGCCUCAAAUAUAUCCUAAAUCGAUCGUGAAAACCAAAACCUACGAAGGUGUGGAGGCACUGCGGCAGAUCGCGACGACGUCGCUCUUUCUGCAGAACGAGCAAAAGGUGUCCUCGAACCGGAUUGUUCCUAUUAUCAAAGAACCGGAGAAACUAGAAGAACCACCUUUAGAGCUGAAGAAGAUUGAUCCCCGGCGGGAUGAGGCGGCGAUCGUGAGCAUAUCGGACGGUGAGGAUGAUUCGCAUCGAAGGCAAGCCGCGGUCCAAGCGUCCGAUACGCAGGUGAUAGACCUGACCGGCGAAGACCAAGACGAGGAGCAAUCGCAUUCGCCCAGCAGCGGUACGAGCCACCACCAGCGCAAGGAUAGCAAGCUGCGUCGCCAGCGUACCUCCGUUCACCAGCAGAAACCGGCCCGGGAACUGCAGAACUCGGCGUACGGUGCUAGCAACGCAGCGCCGAGCGAACCUCCGAAUCUGCUGAUGGAGACGUCGCUCAUGAUCAUCGGCCCGACGCCACUGAGCUCACCCACAAAAUCGGUGUCCGCCACCCCACCGUCCAUCCCCGGUGGCACAUCCUCACUCACCGUUCCGACCAAGUCUGCGAAUGGGUCCGCUGUGCACGGUACGGUGCAGCCUGGCAAAGCCGGACCGAGCGCCACGGCGGGCAAUCUGCUGACACUGCCAGCCGCCGUCAGCUCGACGUCCGGGCCAACGGUCAGCUUUGCCGGCAGCACACCGCUACCGGGUCAACUGUCGCCACUGCCCUCGACGUCGUACCUGUCGUCGUCGGCGGUGGCCGGUGGCUACCGAUCGUCGGCCGCUUCCUCGCCGCUGCCCGGUUUCAUGCCGUCGGGCUCGCCCCACUACCACAGCAACAGCAGCAGCAGCAGCAGUAACUACAUCUUCUCGCCACCGCCUUUCACGCAACACGAGCCGAUCACGCUAGGAACCAAUACGAUCACUACGGCGGCCUCCACGCUUAUGCACGCGCCGUCAGUGAACUCCACCAAAACCGAACCGGAGCUAGUGUUAAGUCCAGCGAAGUUAGGACAGUCAACGUACAAAACUGCGCGCUUAUUUCAACGGUUUGUAGCAACCACUGGUUGUUGUUCGCGUGUGUCCCGUGUCGUGUGGUGCCGAUGCCUGAAUAAGAUGGCCAAUAAACAGCCAACCGGUUCCAAUCGGCAGUCGUGUGCGAAAAUUCAAACCACCAUUCACGAAGCGUUGGUGAAGAUAAGCAAUCAAGCAAGGAGGCGCGCACUUUUACCGCCAAGGCAAAGCAAUCCAACGAACGUAACGCAAGCAUCUACCGCGGUGAGUACGUCCACUGCUACCAGGAAUCGCACCGAACAACCGUCUACAUCGAAAGCGUCAGACGCGGUGAAUAAAUCCACCGCCCAACAGCGACCACCUAACGAACCGCCCACCGUAACCGGCAACGCACCCGGAACCCCGGAACUGUUGGAUAAUUCGUACGCACGGGAGCUGUUUUUCCGUCACACCAACAUCCGGGACGUGGUGGCAAAAAAGCUCCCGGAACGAAGUGAAAGCACCCGUCAGAAGUAUGCGCCACAGCUGUACCGGCUGUACGUGCUGGAGCCAGCGCAACGCAUCCGGGAGCAUCUGCACGAGGUGCGCUUCGACACACGCUUCCACGAGGGUUUGUUGCGUAUGGCCCUCCAGGUACCGCUCACCAGCGAGCAAGCUUGGAACGCGCACAAGGAGACGCUUGCCAAGGCAGGCAUUCGGAAGCUGUGCUUCGUCGACAUGACACAAAACAAUCGCCUGCUCGACUAUCAGGAAAAGGUGGUACGCAAACUCAAGGCAGAGUUUCGGAACUGGUCCGGAAAGUUGAACAAGCUUCCCACCUACCUAAGCAUGUGUCAGCAGCAGCGAGAAGCCGAAGAUCGUAAGUUCCUGGCGUUGCUCAAGCAUCACUCCACGCUGAAGGAAAGCUGGGCGCUGCACCUACCGUCGGUGAUGAAGAAACUCCUACAGGAGCGAUGGCUUCCGAGCGAAAGGCGCACUAACUUGAUCUGGAGCGUGCUGCGAUUUGAUGAUGAUCAUUUGAACAGGAAGUACGAGGUGGGAGAUUACUCCAAAUUUCAAUUCAACGUGGAAGUCGAACCGGAAGAAGUGGUCGACUAUUCUUCGCAGGCGCUUGAUUUGGGCUCUUUCGCAGAAGAUGGUCAGCGUUGCAUUACUCCAAUCAAUGUUACCAACAAUCGGACCCCGGCCAGAGAACAAACUGUUCCUAGGGAAAUUGUUGCCAAAGAGGAAGAGAUCACAGAGAAGCCUCCAGCGGCAGCCAUACCUGUCGACCCGUCGGAGAAUGUACCACAAAAUCAUCAGAGGUUUGCUGUGCCGGCCAUCCCCGUGCAGGAGAUAAUCGAAAUCAGCGAUUCGCCGGCGAGAACGGCAAAUCGUCCUGUUAACAGUACCGUCAACGCUGCUGGGUACACGCUGCAGUAUGUGAAACAUUUCACCAACAUAUACGAGGUGGUCAUCGAAAACUAUAUGGAGCGCAACCGGGAUAAAAACCUUUCCUUCACACAAUCGAAAGCGGACAAUUAUGUGCGAAAGUUUUACACCUUGUUUAAGGACACGUUCGCACGCAGAGAGCUUCCGGUCGGGAUACGGUUGCUUACGCCAGCGGAGCAAGAAGAACAAGUGUCCAAGGGACCACUGAAGUGGGUGUUGGAGCGAUUGGACUAUCAGAACGCUUCGCUACAGACCAACAAUAAUGAGGUGCAAGUAGUGGUUGCUCCAUCGGCAAACCCGGUGCCAUCGAAUCCACAACCAACAGCACAACGCCCGCCCGCUGCCAACCAGCCCAAAGCGAAGCUAAAAAAGAUGGAUCACAUUCUGAAGGUUCCCUGUCCGAUACGAACGGCACGCAUCCCGUACGAUUCGGACUCAUCCCUGUCCCAGUCACCCGGCCCGUCACAGCGCGAGGAUAAUGCGCCGAAUGAUGCUGCCCAUCAUUCGAUUGCGUUCGUACCGAUAGUGGAGGACAAUUUCAGUCAACCGCUGCCACAGGAAGACUCUGCUCCCAUAAGCCAAGAAUUCACACCAUUCGCUAGCUCCACACAGAACCAGUCCCCGCUGUACAGACGACGCUCUACACAGCUUACGGAGCUGCAUCCUGUUGCCACACAAGAUCCUUUACAGCUAUCCGGCACGAGCACUACAACCAUAGCGCCGUUCCAUGCGAUCGUUCCGUGUGAAUCGUCGGGCUCCACACACACACCGCCAAUACCCACCCAAUCGCAAUCCCAACCAAGUAGCUCCAUUAUACCUCCAUUCCAACUGGUAAACGCAACGCCCACCAACGCGACGGUAACAACAGUCCCUAGCUCUCCUAUUCCGUCCCUGUCCAGCUACACCGUCAAGCAGGAAGCUAUCAGUCAGCUGCCAGCCGAUACGUCCGGGUAUGAGGAUGAAGUGGAGAUUAUACCGAACCCGGAUAAUCUCAUCAUUCUCAGUGAGUCGCUUACAGACGAGCACGGGGUCAACUUUUCCGACUUUAACAAAUCGAUCGACUCGAUAAAUGCGCGCGUAAUAGGAAUACUGACCCGAAACGAGGCCGACCAGAAUGAGGAUGAGCAGUACCUGUCGUGCGCUGAACCUACCACGUCCAACAGUUCGCUGGAGGGUAGAUCAAGGAAGCGAGCAGUAAAGGUGGAACCCGAACCGGAACCUGCCAUUAGUCCACCCCGGAUAGGGCCUUACAUUUCCUUCGAAGCACCCAGAAAAACGCGUCAACGACAAGCAUUGGCCACCGUCCCUCUGGCAGCCAUUGCCACACCUAACACACGCUGUCCUUCCAAUUCACACAUGAUGUUCCUGCACCGAGUACACAUCCAAUCCGUACGCUACUCCACCCAUCCCACCACUUGGUCGCACUGUGGCGUGUUUCAAGCGAAUCCACUCACCGUUCACCUGAAUCCGGGCAGUGCCGGGCUCUUCUCGGUACCGGUGUGCGAUCAGCAAGCGUGCCUACUGCUGAUGGGACCGUCCGCCGGUGGGAAAGGGACGGAAGCGUUGCUAGCCGCACUGGAACACGCGGGGAAGUUCCGAUACGGGUCGAAAGAACCGGAGCGAGAGUAUUACCGGCUUUCCAUCACGGAGAAGGUGCUUCAUCUGUUUUUCGCUACCUUUCCAGCCUGCCCUCAGGACGGAGGGUUGGUAAUGUUUCCGAAAAUUAAGUCCAGCGUGCCGGCGGACGGUGAUGAGAUGUGGCUCGAGCGCUUCAACUAUUACGCCCAUGUGAAACCCAACCGACGAGCCGACAAGGCAGGUGGAACCGGUGGCGAAAGUUUGGCGCAACUGUUGAUGCCCGGCAUAGGACGUAGGAUGAAAGCUUUGCGGGAAAAGCUGGUAAAACAGAGCGGUGCCAUCGUCCUGUGAUAAGUUCGUUUUUGUUGAUAGUAUAUGGACGUUAAACAUGGAUAAACGCGACAUUCGUUACAAGAAACUGUAUGUGCGUGCAGACAAAAUACAUCUGUAAAAAGGGCUUGAAGGUA
This is a messenger RNA of Anopheles stephensi (Asian malaria mosquito), 12191 nucleotides long. RefSeq lists its product as uncharacterized. NCBI's taxonomy places the organism in Eukaryota, Metazoa, Arthropoda, Insecta, Diptera, Culicidae. The transcript is spliced from 11 exons. The record is from RefSeq and is a predicted model, not a curated record. The coding region runs from base 5995 to 12075 and encodes 2026 amino acids.